CCCAGUGGCUCCACGUGCGAGACUUCGACCGGCUGCUGCGCGAAUCCCAGCGGGAGGUGCUGCGGCUGCAGAGGCAAAUCGCCCUCCGCAACCAGAGGGAGCCUCCCCCACCGCCCCGGCCCCCGGGCCCCGCAGCCUCGGCCAGAGGAGGGGCGCCCGCCCCCGGGGCCCCGGGAGAGGAAUCGGAGCUCAGCAAGAAGCGGAAGAAAUGUGAGAGCCUAGAGCUGGAAGCCCGGAAAAAGCAGAGGCGAUGUGAGGAGCUGGAACUGCAGCUGAGGGAAGCCCGGAAUGAGAAUGCCCGCCUUGUGGAGGAGAACUCUCGGCUCAGUGGGAGAGCCACGGAGAAGGAGCAGGUGGAGUGGGAGAAUGCGGAGUUGAGGGGGCAGCUCCUGGGGGUGACACAGGAGAGGGACUCGGCCCUUCUCAAGAGCCAGGGCCUGCAGAGCAAGCUGGAGAGCCUGGAGCAGGUGCUGAAGCACAUGCGGGAGGUGGCCCAGCGGCGGCAGCAGCUGGAGGUGGAGCAUGAGCAGGCUCGCCUCAGCCUGCAGGAGAAACAGGAGGAGGUCCGGAGGCUGCAGCAGGCCCAGGCAGAAGCCAAGAGGGAACAUGAAGGGGCUGUGCAGCUGCUGGAGUCUACCCUGGAUUCCAUGCAGGUCCGGGUUCGAGAGCUGGAGGAGCAGUGCCGUAGCCAGACUGAGCGCUUCAGCCUCCUGGCCCAGGAGCUCCAGGCCUUCCGCCUGCACCCGGGGCCCUUGGAUCUGCUCACUUCUGCCCUGGGCUGCAAUACUCUUGGGGACCGCCCGCCGCCCCCCUGCUGCUGCUCCACCCCCCAGCCCUGCCGGGGGUCCGGCCUCAAAGACUUUGACCUCCCGCCAGGCUCCCCAGGGCACUGCACCCCAAAGUCUUCCGAGUCUGCCCCUGCCACUCUUGCUGGGGUCCCCCGAAGGACGGCCAAGAAGGCAGAAUCUCUCUCCAACUCCUCUCGCUCCGAGUCCAUCCACAACAGCCCCAAGUCAUGCCCUACGCCCGAGGUGGACACAGCCAGUGAGGUGGAGGAGCUGGAGGCAGACGGAGUCUCCCUGCUCCCAGCAGCACUGCCCGAGGGCGGCGGGGGAGGAGCCAGGAUCCAGGUCUUCCUAGCUCGCUACAGCUACAACCCCUUCGAGGGCCCCAAUGAGAACCCAGAGGCAGAGCUUCCGCUUACCGCUGGCGAGUACAUCUAUAUCUAUGGUAACAUGGACGAGGAUGGCUUCUUCGAAGGGGAGCUCAUGGACGGCCGGAGGGGCCUGGUCCCUUCCAAUUUUGUAGAGCGUGUGUCGGACGACGACCUCCUGACCGCCCUCCCUCCAGAGCUGGCCGAUCUGUCCCACAGCUCAGGCCCCGAACUCAGUUUCCUGAGCGGCGGCGGGGGUGGCAGCAGCAGCAGCAGCGGUGGCGGGGACCAGAGCAGCGGGGGCCGCAGCCAGCCCAGACCAGAGGAAGAGGCUGCAGGGGACGAGCUCAGUCUGAGCCCCCCGCCCGAGGGCCUGGGGGAGCCCCCUGCGGUGCCUUACCCCCGCUGCCUGGCCAUCCUUAAGCAGCUGGCCCACAGCGUGGUGCUGGCCUGGGAGCCACCUCCUGAGCAUGUGGCGCUGCGAGGCUACCACGUCUGUGUGAAUGGGGAGCUGCGGCAGGCCCUGGGGCCCGAGGCGCCCCCCACGGCUGUGCUUGACAACCUGGACCCGCGGGCGGGGCCGUUCCGUGUCUCCGUGCAGGCCCUGACCAGUCGGGGCCGCUCAGACCCUCUGCGCUGUUGCUUGGUUUUGGGGGCCCGGGCCGGGGUGGUCCCUAGCCAGCUGCGAGUCCAUCGCCUGACAGCCACAUCUGCUGAGAUCACCUGGGUGCCCGGCAAUAGCAACUUGGCCCAUGCCAUCUACCUCAAUGGGGAAGAGUGUCCCUCUGCCCGCCCCAGCACCUACUGGGCCACCUUCUGCCACCUGCGGCCUGGUACACUCUAUCAGGUCCAAGUAGAGGCUCAGCUCCCACCUCGAGGGUCCUGGGAACCCGGCUGGGAGAGGCCGGAGCAGCGGACUGCCACCUUGCAGUUCACCACACUCCCAGCAGGCCCACCCGACGCCCCCCUGGAUGUGCAGAUUGAGCCGGGGCCCUCCCCGGGAAUCUUGAUCAUCAGCUGGCUCCCGGUAACAAUUGAUGCGGCUGGUACCUCCAAUGGCGUGCGGGUCACCGGCUAUGCCAUUUAUGCUGAUGGGCAGAAGGUCAUGGAGGUGGCCUCCCCCACAGCAGGCAGCGUGCUGGUGGAGUUGUCCCAGCUGCAGCUGCUGCAGGAGUGCCGCGAGGUGGCCGUGCGCACCAUGUCAGCCCACGGCGAGUCGGCCGACUCCAUCCCAGCUCCCAUCGCCCCGGCCCUGGCGAGGGCCUGCUUGCCAGCCCGGGUCUCCUGCCCCUCACCCAGGCCGGGCCCGGAGGCCAGACCACCUCUUGCUUCAGCCUCCCCGGGGCCUGCAGACCCCAGCUCUCCCCUCCGGUGCCCUGGUCCCCAUGGAACUCAAGACCCCCCUGGAGGCCCCCCAGCAAGCCCUUCCAGAGAGACACCAAAAGGAACCCAAGAGGAGCCCCCAGCAUCUGGCUCCCAGGAGGAAGCUGGGCCCGCUGUGCUGGGUGCCUCAGGCGACGGGCAAGCCGGCGAGCCAACCUUGGGAGAGCGAGUUCCUGGCCCUGCAGCCUCCUCCCUGGUCAAGGAGGAGGCUGAGCGGACCGCAGGAGAGGCCCGCCCGGCACCCGGCUGCACCCAGAAUUCAUUGGCCCAGAGGCUGCCCGGUGCUGAGGUCUGCCGUGGAGGAGACCCGGGGUCCGGGCUGAGGCCCAGGGCUGAGCGGGAGGACCCAGCAGAGCUCGGGGUGCGUCUGGGGAACUCCCUUGUGGACCACGGCCGUACCUCAGAUCUGUCAGACAUCCAGGAGGAAGAGGAGGAGGAAGAAGAGGAGCUAGGCGUCAGGACUUGCUCCUUCCAGAAGCAGGUUGCUGGCAACAAGUGCAGGGAGAAUGCAGCCAAGCCCCAGCCUGACCCCUUCUGUGAGGCUGACAGCGACGAGGAGAUCUUGGAGCAGAUCCUGGAGCUGCCCCUCCAGCAGUUCUGCGGCAAGAAGCUCUUCAGCAUCCCUGAGGAGGAGGAGGAGGAGGAGGACGAGGAGGAGGAGGCGGAGGACGAAGAGGACGAGGAGGACGAGGAGAAGGAGAGGCCAGGGGCAGGCUGUUCUCGAGACCCCGGCCCGCCGGAGCCUGCAUUGCUGGCACUGGGCUGUGACAGCAGUCGGCCCCGAGGAUCUGGCCUGUGUCCCUUGUCUCCGGAGCCCCCCAGGGCUGGGGACCGCCUGGAGGACCUGCCUGGACUAGCUGGUGGAAGCAACUGGAGAAAAGGAAGUGGGUCCCCUGAGAAGCCCGUGAACCGCAGGCGGUCCCCAGAUCCCCGUGAACAUUGCAGCCGACUUCUCAGCAAUGGCGGGUCCCAGGCCUCUGGACGACCAGGCCCAGCUCGGGAGAGGGGCGGCCCUCCUGUGGGCGAGGGCAGCAGGGCUGGACCAGAGGCAGGUGGGAGAGGGCGCUCGGCCCCUUCGAGGAGGUGCCCCCGUGGCCGGGCCCCGGAAUCAGGCCUGGCCAGCUGCUUCUCCCCCAAGUGCUUGGAAAUCAGCAUCGAAUAUGACUCUGAGGACGAGCAGGAGACGGGCGGCGGGGGCAUCAGCAGCACCAGCUCCUGCUACCUCGGAGAUGGGGAGGCCUGGGGCACAGCGCCCCUGGGAAGGCCCAGGGGGCCUCAGAAGGCCAAUUCAGGGCCCAACCCCUACCCACGCCUCCCAGCCUGGGAGAAAGGGGAGCCAGAGCGGAGAGGCCGCAGUGCAACAGGCAGAGCCAAGGAGUCACCCUCCCGGGCAGCAGAGAGCGGGGAGUCCAGAGGGCAGGACGGCUCUGGGCGGAGGGGCCCCCCAUGGAGUGGGGGCCGGGCCCCCAGACCAGGCUCCACAGAGCUGGCACCUCUGAGGAGCCCUCCAGAAGAAGCGCUGGCUUACCAGGACCUACCCGUCAGGCUCUUCGUGGCUCUGUUUGACUAUGACCCCGUGUCAAUGUCUCCCAACCCUGAUGCCGGGGAAGAGGAGCUGCCCUUCCAGGAGGGCCAGAUCCUCAAGGUGUUUGGGGACAAGGAUGCCGAUGGCUUCUAUCGGGGUGAAGGUGGCGGCCGGACGGGCUACAUCCCUUGCAACAUGGUGGCCGAGGUGGCUGUGGACAGUCCUGCAGGGAGACAGCAGCUGCUCCAGCGGGGUUACUUGUCCCCAGAUGCUCUCCUUGAGGGUUCAGGGAACGGUCCCUUUGUGUACACCACAGCCCGCACAGCUGGGCCUCCCCCCAAGCCCCGCCGCUCCAAGAAAGCCCCCCCCCAGCUGGUCUCCUCUGCCGGCCUGAAAGCUCCCCGCUCCAUGGUGGCUGCAUUUGACUACAACCCCCGGGAGAGCUCCCCCAACAUGGACGUGGAGGCAGAGCUGCCCUUCCGGGCGGGCGACGUCAUCACUGUGUUUGGGGACAUGGACGAUGAUGGUUUCUACUAUGGGGAACUGAAUGGACAGCAGGGCCUGGUUCCAUCCAACUUCCUGGAGGGCCCGGGGCCUGAGGCGGGCGGCUCAGACAGGGAGCCCGGAACACUCCAGGCCGAGGGUCAGGACGGGGUGGGCUCAACACAAGGGCCCCCGGCGGUGCCCCCAGGCUGGCCCUGUGCUCCUGGCCCUGGCCGCUUCCCCAGGAUUGAACUAGGGGUGCUACAGGGCCCGAGCAAGAAGAUGUGGGGUCUCCUCUCCAAGGGGAAGCAGCUCCUCAGGAAACUGGGCUCUGAGAAGAAGGAGUGAUGCUGCGGUCCUCCCCCGCCGACCCCCGGCAGGCAGAGGGGGCCCCAGGCCCUGGGUGCACUGUCCUGGCCGCAUGGGGCAGGCCCUGGAUGCUUGUCUCCCAAGUGAGCCCUGUGGCCCUUGGAUGGGAAUCGGACUCGGUGAAAGUUAUAGCUGGAUGAGCCCUUAAGGAUGGAUCCUCUGGACGCGCAUCUCCCUCUUACAGGAGGGGCACCUGAGCCCCAGCCCGAGGGAGGGCGUCGGCCCCUGCGGGGCUGAGCAUCUCUGACCCAGAGCCAGGCCUGGACGUGGGACUCGUGACUCCUGGUUCACCUACCUCCGCUGGCAUCCACCACGCUCUGCUAGUCCCUUCGUGGCCUCCACGCACCUGGCCCGGGGAUCCCGGGGAGAAAGGGACCUGCUCCCCUCGGACGGCACCGGCCAUCCCGAUCAUGUCUUCCCUCCCCGAAGGAAAGUUUGCACUGGAUUCUGCUGCGUCCCCCACCCCCGAGGGGGCCGGGGGCAGAGCCGUGUAUAUAUGUACAUACUCAGUGCCUCCGCCCAGCUUCCUCCAUCUCGCUCCCUCCGCAAGGCCCGGGAAGGAGAAAGGCCAUGCCAAAGCGGGCCUGACCCCGCCCCAUAGUGCUCCCCCCACCUGCCAGGCGCCCCCCUGGCCUGAGACCCGAGACCCCGGGGGGGCCAGCGGGCAGACAGCAGGAGUUGGGUUUGCCUUAUUUUGCUCAUCGAUUCAACUUCUCUUUUGCAUCGUUUUCCCUUAGACCAGGGGCUGGGGAAGAGGACAGAUUUAUGCAGCUAUUUUCAUACAUUCCCUGUUCAGAGCGGGGUGGGGGGGCUUCUCCCCCGCCCCCCGCUUCCCCUCGCCCCUCCACCACCCCCCCUCAGGCUGGGUGAGUGUCUCUGCAUGUUUCGUUGGCUGUGGUGGGAGAUUGUUUGACGGAAGCCUGCACCCCACCUUGAUCUCCAGGCGUGUGGAAUGGUGGGGGCAUUUGUUUAAAAAGACAUUUUAUUAUAAUAAAGUCUAUUUUCACAAAACCCA
Molecule: messenger RNA, 5928 nt
Organism: Phacochoerus africanus (Common warthog)
Lineage: Eukaryota; Metazoa; Chordata; Mammalia; Artiodactyla; Suidae
Gene: TSPOAP1
Product: TSPO associated protein 1
Exons: 25
Coding region: 480-4892 (1470 amino acids)
Biological process (GO): neuromuscular synaptic transmission
Cellular component (GO): mitochondrion
Molecular function (GO): protein binding
Source: RefSeq, a predicted model, not a curated record